Molecule: messenger RNA, 303 nt
Organism: Spirometra erinaceieuropaei
Lineage: Eukaryota; Metazoa; Platyhelminthes; Cestoda; Diphyllobothriidea; Diphyllobothriidae
Source: the annotation of a GenBank genome assembly
AUGAUUAUAUGCAUACUUUAUGCCGAGUUAACUGCACGUGUGACAGCCAUACAGAUUGCGAAGGUAACUGAUAAUUGCAAUGGUGGCGAUUAUAUAACCGAAUUUGAUGAUGAUGAUGAUGAUGAUGAUGGUGGUGGUGGUGGUGGUGGUGGUGGUGGUGAUGAUGAUGAUGAUGAUGAUGAUGAUGAUGAUGAUGAUGAUGAUGAUGAUGAUGAUGAUGAUGAUGAUGAUGAUGAUGAUGAUGAUGAUGAUGAUGAUGAUGAUGAUGAUGAUGAUGAUGAUGAUGAUGAUGAUGGGUCCUAG